AUGAUCACUCUCAGCGACGAAGAAGCGGCUCAACGCCUUGGUCCCAUCGUCACCACCCCUGUCGCCAAAUACCCGGCUCGCAUUACCAUCUCAGGCCAAUACAUCGACCUUGUCCCCCUCUCCCCCGAGCAUGCAGAUGCGCUAUUUCCCGUCGUGGCCCAACCAGAACACGAGCGAUUAUGGGACUACAUGCUCAACCCACCUUUCCAAGGCGACGCUUUGCUCUUUUCCUCUUUCAUCGCUGCCCGUUCAGCAAACGAAAACAACAUGGUCUUCUGGGCCAUCAUCGACAAGGCUCCUCCCACAUUGAAUUCUCCGAAAGCGCUAGGUAUGAUCUCGUACCUUCACAUCUCCGAGAUCCAUCGCACUAUCGAGAUUGGCAACGUCAUGUUUUCGACCUUGUUGCAGAGAUCUAGGAAGUCUUCCGAGGCGAUCUACCUUUUGCUCAAGCACGCGUUUGAAGAUUUAGGUUACAGAAGGGUCGAGUGGAAGUGUAAUAACUUGAAUACGCCGAGUAAGAGAGCAGCUGUUAGGUACGGGUUUACAUACGAAGGCUUGUUUAAGAAACAUUAUGUGAUCAAGGGAAGGAGUAGAGAUACAGCUUGGUUUGCAAUGGUCGAUGAUGACUGGCCGCAGAGGAAGCAGGCGUUGGGGGGUUGGUUGAGUCAAGACAACUUUGAUGAGCAGGGAGGGCAGAAGAUGAGUUUGAAGGAAGCGCAUCAGAAGGCUGGCUAUACGGUUCCCGAGACGGUUAGCGCUCCACCACUACAACUGUAG
Messenger RNA from Ustilago hordei, 777 nucleotides. RefSeq lists its product as uncharacterized. The transcript has a single exon. Lineage: Eukaryota; Fungi; Basidiomycota; Ustilaginomycetes; Ustilaginales; Ustilaginaceae. Gene Ontology annotation, molecular function: protein N-terminal-serine acetyltransferase activity; protein-N-terminal-alanine acetyltransferase activity. The coding region runs from base 1 to 777 and encodes 258 amino acids. The record is from RefSeq and is a predicted model, not a curated record.